Molecule: messenger RNA, 1260 nt
Organism: Camarhynchus parvulus
Lineage: Eukaryota; Metazoa; Chordata; Aves; Passeriformes; Thraupidae
Product: serine protease inhibitor 2.1-like
Exons: 4
Coding region: 1-1260 (419 amino acids)
Biological process (GO): negative regulation of endopeptidase activity
Molecular function (GO): serine-type endopeptidase inhibitor activity
Source: RefSeq, a predicted model, not a curated record
AUGAAUUUUCUCCUGUGCCUGUGUUUACUCCUUGCUGCUCUUUGUGCUGUAACCCAUUGCUGCUCAGAAGACAUUUGCCAUCAAGUCAACAACACUAAUCUGCAAGAUGGAAGAGAAAAUUUAUUAACAUAUAGCUGUGACAAGAAAGGCUCUAACUAUGCAGAUUUUGUAUUUAGAUUUUACAAGCAGGUUUCAUCAAAAGAAGCUGAUAAAAAUGUGUUCUUUUCUCCUAUGAGCAUCUCCACUGCCUUUGCCAUGCUGGCUGUUGGCGCUAAAUCAACGACUCUCUCUCAGAUUUUUGAAGGACUGGGCUUUGAUGACCUGACUGAGACUCGCAUAAAUGAUGUACAUGAAAGUUUUCACAAAAUUUUGUCAGCACUGAACUGUGUUGAUGUUAAUAUCACAUUAAAUAUAGGGAAUGCCCUUUUUACAGCUACUGGGUAUGAACCACAGGAGUCAUUUUUACAAAAUACCAAAAAAUUUUAUGAUGCAGAUGUUUUCUCCAGUGAUUUUCAUAAAUCAGAAGAAGCUACAAAGCAAAUCAAUAAAUAUGUAGAAGAGAAAACCAAGGGGAAAAUUCCUGAAUUAGUUGGUCAUCUUGAUCCAAGUACUGUACUGGUUCUUGUUAACUAUAUUUACUUUAAAGCUGCCUGGGAAAAAUCUUUCGAUCCUUUGCAGACACAUGAGGAUGAUUUUUUUGUGAACCCAAAUGCAUCGGUUAGAGUCAACAUGAUGCAGCAUGAUGGUAUCUCAAACAUUUACUAUGACCGGGAUCUCUCCUGUGUGGUGGUAGAGCUGCCUUACCAGGGCACUGCACGAGCGUUGCUUAUUCUGCCUGAUGAUGGAAAGAUGAAGCAAGUGGAAGAUGCUCUCUCCAAGGAAACGGUUUGUAAAUGGGAUAGCAAACUUGUGACCAGGAGAUUAAAUCUGCAGUUGCCAAAGUUUUCUAUUAGUGGGUCUUACGGUGUUAAAACCCUGUUUGAGCAAAUGGGCAUUACUGAAGUGUUCUCAGGUAAUGCUGAUCUGUCUGGAAUUACUGGCAACCACGAUCUCCACGUUUCAGAAGCAAUUCACAAGGCCUUGCUGGAAGUUGAUGAGGCUGGAACUGAAGCUGCAGGAGCCACUGCCAUAAUCUUUACCAGAGUUUCAUUUACUUCUCGUACCAUCAAAUUCAACAGGCCCUUCCUUAUUUUGAUCUCUGACAAACAAACUGGCACCACACUUUUCAUGGGGAAAAUUGUUGAUCCUACUAAGGAAUAA